Molecule: messenger RNA, 3621 nt
Organism: Bradysia coprophila
Lineage: Eukaryota; Metazoa; Arthropoda; Insecta; Diptera; Sciaridae
Source: RefSeq, a predicted model, not a curated record
UUUAAAAAAUGACAACAACCUUCGAUGGGCAAUUUUUCUGUUGGAUUGGCUUUAUAGUUAAAGUGUUAGUCAGUCGAGAUCAGAUCGUUUAAUUGAAAACGUUCGCGUCGGUAUUAUACAUCCGAUACGUAGUGAAACAGCCAAGUGUUGUGACUUGAAACAGAAAUAAUAAAAAAAUUAAAUUGUUUCGUAUCAAAAGAAGUUUAGUUCUUCCAUUAAGACGAAAAAUAAAAAUAGAAAGUCUUUGCAAAUUUAUGCAAUCGAGGUGUCAACAUGCAUAGUUUGAACGAAAGAAAUUUACUUUUUUAUUGUACAUGGAUCAUAUGCUUGGGACUGGUAGUAAAUAUAAAUGGCCAAGAAGCUGAGACAACCGAAUUCGCACCACACGUAUCAGCAACAUGUAAAGCAGGUGUUAUGAAUAUAAAAGUGGCCUUCAAUGGUUCAUAUACCGGAACUGUUCAUGCCAGAGAAUAUAGAAACAGCAACUGUAUGGUUGUGGGCGACGGCGGUUCAUCCGUUUCUUUAAGUUUAAACAUGUUGGCGAACAAGGGCCAAAAUGACUUCUGUGGUAUUCUCGUUAGCAAUGUAAAUGCUGAGAGAACGGAAGAACGAUCCGUCCAAUUAGCAGUUCGUGUACACAGAACUCUGGAAUUAGCCGAUGAUAAAUUCUACGUGAUCACUUGCGGUAAAUCUGGAUUUACUAGGGAUAAAGACUCGUAUGUCGCAUUAAAGUUCAUGGAAAAUAAUCGUCGUGUUCGAGAAACUGUCUACGGCCGUGAAUAUACAAUUUCAGCUGAGCUCACACAACCGAAUGGUACUUAUGGGAUAAAAGUGAAAAAUUGUAUCGCGUUCAACAAGAAAAACGUUAGCUAUUCACUGAUCAACGAGAAAGGCUGCCCCAUCGAUCCGAAUGUUAUAACGAAAUUCAAAUCGAACGACGAUGGCACCAAGGCAACAGCAUUGUUGAAGUCAAUGUUCAAAUUUCCCGAAGGCUCUGAAGUUCACAUUCAGUGCGACAUUGUACAGUGUGUGGGAAAAUGUCCCGAUGAUGAACUCUGCACGGUCAGCAUUGCCGAACAGGUGAAAGGCGGUCGUUCAUUAAGUGAAAAAUCAUCCGACGACAAUAUGCUACUCGCUUCGACCACUGUAUUCGUUCUAGAUCCUGCUGAAGCACCAUUAAUUUCUCCGCUUUGCGAAGAGGGCGGAGUGAGACCUGCAUGGUUGUUAUGGUUAACGAUUGCCCUAGGUGUUCUGUUCCUAAUUAUGUUACUGAUGAACAUUUUCUUAUGCACUGCUAUGAGCUGUAGUUGUGCCCGGACUGAGAUUAUCGAAAAAGAGCCGUCAAUAAUUGAAGAGUACGAUCCGUACAGAAGCUGGCACGGCAGUCAAUAUGGUUCACGGUAUUCCUUACACGGACGUGAUGGUCAUAAUAAGGGAUACACAAGCGGCGGUUCGACCAUACACUCAAAUAGGUCUCUACCGAUUGAUUCUGAUCAUUACGCUAUUGUGCACUCGCGACCUCAUUCAGGAGCCAAUGGUCAUCGUUCCAGAGGACCGCCUAGUAAUUUGUAAUAACUGUUCUUUUGUUCUUUAAAUUUUUGUUUGUUUAAUCGUCGUAUUGUAAAUAAAUUGCUCACUUUUCCAACUACACACCAUAACAGACAUGACACCAUAUCCAUUAAAAUGAAUAAGAAAUAUAGUAGAAGCAAAAACCGGUAAAUCAUUCGAAUGCCAAUCGAGAUUUAUAGUUGUGCUCAGUUUGACUAGAUUGAAAAUUGCCUGGAGAGAAUUUGUUUCAUUUGCGAGUAAAAUAUUGAAAGUUAGAGACCAUAUUUUAAGAACAAUGUUUGAUUCGUCACAAAGAGUAACCAUUUAUAUACACAUCCUUAACACAUAAUGCACUAAAAACAAAACUUGUUACAUAACAUCAUUCAUAUACAAAAAAAACAUAGAAAAUAUUUUAUUUUAGAAGGAAACAGCUAAGUUUAAAACCUACUUUUAUCGAGUAAACACGAGAAAUGAGACACUAAUAUAAUUACACUAAUUUUAGCGCGCAUUUUUAACCUUUUACCGAUGUUGACAAAGUUGUCCCCCUCGUUGAAAUGUGUACAAUUUCAAAAAAGAGUCCCAAAAACACGAAAAAAAACAGUCGACAACAGUUUUGUCGUUGAGUUUUAAGGAAUCGCCUGAGAAAUGAAGUCUCGAGAGUCGAUUUUUUUCGUAUUUUGUUGGAUUCUUCAAACAUAUUUUUCAGUUAUCAUAAAGUAUUGGACAUAAUUGUUCUAUAAUUAUCCCAUCCCAGCAUGACAAAAAUUUGUGAAAAUAACUCGACCUGAACUUCGACGAGUUUAAAUCUGCUCGAAGCGUUCGCCAGCAAACUAAUUUCCAAAAUCGACGAACUUCUAGAACUUCUUCAUUUUUUUUUCUGUUUCAAUUGAAUGAUUGAUUGAAUGAUAUCGUUUCUACAUCAAAUUGUUUUGGAAGUGCAAUGUCGUAAAAUUUCCCUCCUACUGUAAGUUAAAGCUGAAAAUGUUCGAAUUUUUUUAUUGGUACCAACAUUUUCUUUUUCGUUAGACUCUGAGUUCAGGCUCGUCCUCCACAUAAAAAUUCCACAAAAUGUUAGUCGAUUUUUUUUAAACAUUUAGGACGUGUAAAAACUUAUGACGACGUAAAACGGUGAUACGCUUGCCGUCUGUAAAAGGUUAACAAAUUGACUGUCCACAUUUAAGUGGAAGUUGUUGGGCUGAUAUUCUAAGCAAAGAAUGGUUCUGCAUAAUAUCGGAAAAAUACUCCAUUGAGAUUGUGAUUUAUGCUGAAUCUGUCACUGACGGCUGUCAUCGGUUAUCGACCACGACAGUAAUAAUAAACGACAAGCUCUGACUAAAGAGGGCUUAUAGAGCAAAAAGCAUGUUUAAAACAAACGGAGUAAAAGAUUUCUGAAAUCAAUCUAAGAAAAUCUUCGAUCAAAUGACGUAAAACUUUAUGCUUGGCGUCUGUGACAGGUUAAAAGUUGAUGUAAAAGUUGAAAUUUUAUAUGUUGCCUCUCCAUCUCCAUAUGAAUAUCUAAAUGCGGAAUAGAGACAUUUAACAUUGCGAAUUAUGAGAAAAAUGAAAUUUUAAUAUGUUGGUCACUUGAGACAGAAGUUGUGGUCUCAAGUCCUUGUGUUGCUCCUUUUGUCCUGGACAAAAAGAAUAAAAACAACUUUUGUGUUUGUUGUGUAUUAAUAUGUUUGUUUCUUUCGCGAAGUUACACGAUAUACUUCGGAUUUUGAUCAAGAAGAAAAAAGGAUGAACCUGUGCCGAAAUAAGUAGAAAAAACGCAAAUUUCAUUUUCCUUAUAAUUUGCUAAUAUGACAUCCGCCUUUUUCGUAUUUAACUAUUCAUAUAAUUUGUAUGCAGACAUUACCUAUAACUUUCCAAUUUUACGUCAUAUAUUAAAUGAACAUCGCAAUCUGUCAGCCUAAUGACACAUCGAUAGCGAAAACGAUACUUUUCCGACGAAUGGUGUCCAACAAUGUUUUGCUUAGAAUAUGAAUCCAAAUCGAUUAAACCAUACUCUUCCACAUUAUGUCGACGAUCAAUUGAAAUCGUCUUCUUUCACUUAAAUAUAAAUAAAUUUGG